AUGAUUCUACCAUUAGCUCUCGCGGAACAAUUGGCCCUUCAAGAGGCGCAUCGAGCACUCGAGCAUCUCGAAGAAUACCACUCUCGACUGACUCGAGGCGAAGAUGAUAUUCGAUUUCCGAUCGAAAGAAUUAUCGAUGCAUUCAAGAAGGGACUUUUCCAUGCCCUAAUUGAUGUGCAAGAUUUUUACGAAGGCACAUUGCUGAGCAAGACGAAGUCUCACCCCCAAAAAGUGGCCGAAGCCGUUCGUCUGGCCGAGCUGUGGGAACGCCAUGCUCCUUUGCCAUCGAGUCGCACUCAACAAUAUGUGCCCACGGCCGCUGCCCCAGUUACAACGGCGUUCCAAGACCGUGGCGGCUUCAGCUUCUUGGACCAGAGCACGACACCCUACAACAAUGGCCACACCAGCCACUCAUCAUACACGCUCCAGGAAAAGUCCAGAACUUUGACGAACGAUGGUUGGCACACGACCGAAACGACCACCCGCACCAUGGACGGGCCAGCCGGGCGCUACACCCAGACGACUACUAAGACGAUUGCCCACGACGAACUGGGUCGAGCCUGGGAGUACGAAGACAUCGUUCUUGAGAAGGGCGGAACCGGGCUUGGUUUCUCGAUCACUGGUGGACUUGACCAGCCAGCCGAUGAUGGCGAUCCGGCCAUUUUGGUUACCGAUAUUAUUCCCGGGGGAGCUUCGGCUGCCGAUGGCAGGAUGAGGCGCAAGGACGCCAUCGUCAAGGUCAACAACAUCGACUGCGUUAACGUGCCACAUGAAGUUGCCGUUAAUGCGCUCAAGAACGCCGGAAACGUCGUCAAGCUCACGCUCAAGCGCCGUCGUGAAGAUCGCGAUGGUGCUCUAGGCUCACGUGCGGCUUCACUGACCCAUUUGGCACAGGACAUCAAUGGGUCCUUGGCCCCUGGGUAUCCACCACCGCCGCCACCAGCUCAUUCUUCAUUCACGCAGAUCCCGGUAUCGCGGGUUUCCGCGGAGAUUGAUCGCCUCGAGCGUAUCCCGGGAAUACAUAAGAUCGACUUGUACAAGGGAGCGCGCGGCCUCGGCUUCAGCAUCGCCGGAGGGGUCGGCAACGAACACGUGCAGGGCGAUCCCGGCAUCUAUGUCACCAAGAUCAUCGAUGGUGGCGCCGCGCAACACGACGGUCGCUUGGCCGUUGGCGACAAAAUUAUGGCUGUCGACGAAACGCCAUUGGAGAACGUCUCCCAUGAAUACGCAGUCAACGUGCUGAAGAACACCGGCACCAAGGUGACUCUCCUCUACAUGAAAAGCCCACACCCAGCAUUAACUGGCUAUCUGGCGGACCCACAAAUCAACUACCCCCCACGAACCAACUCAGUUCCUAACAUCACUGACCCACACAAUCGGUCGUUCGGUUCUCAAUCGGUGCUCAACUACUCGCAGCCGGCCUCGAUGCACGAGAGCUAUCAUCGUUCACCUGGCGUCGUUGCUCAAGAGCCGAUCCCCAGCUACCCCAGGCCGGUCCCCUUGAUGAAGGGCAACCAAGGCCUCGGCUUCAACAUCGUUGGCGGUGAGGAUGGAGAACCCAUCUACAUCAGCUACGUCCUCCCGGGCGGCGUCGCCGACCUCUCGGGCAGCGUCAAGAAGGGCGAUGUUCUGCUAGCUGUCAACGGCGUUAGCCUUCAGAAUGCUACACAUCAACAAGCGGCUGAAGCAUUAAAGAAUGCUUCGAAUCCCAUCACGCUUACCCUUCAUUAUAGACCAAUUGAAUACGAUAACUUCGAGCGAAAAAUCGAACAACUCCGUCAAGACAUGAUGAAGGGAAACGCUGGGGCGCCGGCUAAACUCUCCUAUGUCAGGGCAUUGUUUGACAAUGAUCCUGCCAGAGAAGGGGGCCAGCCGGCGCGUUCGAUGCCGUUUCGGCACGGUGACAUUCUCCAUCUAACAAAUACCGCCGAUGAUGAUUGGUGGACGGCGAGAAAGGUGGAAGAUAAUGGAAAUGAGGGACCGGAAGGCGUGAUUCCAUCCCAGAGAAGGGUUGAGAAGCGAGAACGAGCACGCAGGAAGCAGGUUAACUUCAACCAAGGCUCACAAUCCCUUGGUCGGGGUGGCCUCGAAGGACGUCGUGGCUCCAAAUCCCAACUUUCAUUCUCCCGCAAAUUCCCCUUCUUCAAGAGCACAGACCGACUCGACGAGCUCGCCAACCAAGAAAUGGGUUCCGGUGAAGAGCCAAUUCUGUCCUACCAGGUCGUGGAGCAACAACAGCUGAACUACGUCCGGCCUGUUAUUAUUCUGGGAGCGUUGAAAGACCGCAUCAACGAUGAACUUGUCAAGCGAUUCCCGGAUCGAUUCGGAAGUUGCGUACCGCACACUUCUCGACCACCUCGUGCCGAUGAGCAGAACGGACGUGACUAUCAUUUCGUCUCAAAACAUCAGAUGGACGAGGAUGUCAAGAACAAUCUGUUCAUCGAAGCUGGGCAGUUCCAGGAAAACCUCUACGGCACUUCCAUCCAAUCUGUGCGUGAAGUAGCCAAGAGCGGUCGCCACUGUAUCUUGGACGUCUCCGGAAAUGCGAUCAGGCGCUUGCGGAAUGUGGCAAAUAUCCAGCCAAUUUCGAUCUUCAUCAAGCCGGACAGCCCAAGCCAGAUCCUGGAAUGUGACGACGUCAGCCACGAAGAAGCGCAGAUGCAGUACCAGCGUUGCCAGCGCAUUGAGGCUUCUUAUGGCGAUUUAUUCAAUCACGUCAUCAGCCAAUUCCACACCUUCGAUGAAGUCCUCGGCCGUGUCCACGCGCUGAUCGCCCGCGAAUCCCAUCCCGUUGUCUGGGUCUCAUCAUACCGAACCCUC
This is a messenger RNA of Mesorhabditis spiculigera, 2820 nucleotides long. The record is from the annotation of a GenBank genome assembly. Lineage: Eukaryota; Metazoa; Nematoda; Chromadorea; Rhabditida; Rhabditidae.